CUGCAGCCAGCUCUUGCUCGGGUCAGCAGCCUGCCAGGGACUCAGACACACUUGGGAAAGUCAGCCGCACCGGGGAAGUUGGAACCAUGCUGAGGCCUCUGCUGAUCCCCUUGACGUACUUCUGUCUUCAGACCUGGCUGGGAAUCCCUCAGGCAAAAUGCCAGGUGGAGCUGAGCAUGAUGGAUGACGCUUUUGAUGACCAAUAUAUAGAAUGUGCUGAAGAAAUGGAUGGAAUUGCACCUGAACUGCUAAAGGAAGAAAAGUUCAUGCCCUCAGUGUUUAGCAGGGUGUGGGAAAACUCAGAACAAAAAUGGGAACUUGUAAAGAAAAAGAUUCCUCUGCCCACAGGCUUUAAAGAUGAGCAUGGACGAGCCAUAAUAGCCUAUACUGACGAUGACUUUCACAGUGAGUUGAAUAAGGCAGUGAGAGAGAAUGGGACAUCUCGAGUUCAUUACAUGGCCAGUUUCCAGUUCAAAGCCUUUCAUUAUUACUUGACAAGAGCAUUACAGCUCUUACGAGGGAGGUGUGAUGUGAUGUACAAAAUGACGUUGUAUCGGGGAGUUUCUGUCAGAUUUCAGCACACGAGAUCAGGUCACAUUAGGUUUGGAUACUUCGCCUCUUCGUCUUUUGAUAUAGGAAUAGCUAAGAAAUUUGGCAAUGCCACAUUGUUCACUAUCCACACGUGCUUUGGUGCUGAGAUCAGGAACUUCUCACACUUUCAGGAGGAGGAAGAAGUGCUAAUCCCAGUCCAUGAGAUAUUCAAUGUGGCCCGAGGACAAGGGAGUAACAGCUUUGUCCUACGGAGCACAAACCGGACCUGCAGCCAUUUUAACUGCGCGUAUCUGGGCGGAGAAAAGGACCAAUCAUGUGUUUACAAUUCUGCUACCAGAAGAGGCCUGGCCUUCCCAGUGAGCUGAGCUCUUCACUGUUUGGAGGAUCCGUCAUCCUGGUCCACGUUGCUGCUCUGAAGCUGUUUGCCAGUUUCUAAACUGUCCUAUUCAUGUUACUCACUUUUUCUCUCUAACACAAAUCAUGGUGAUGGGACUUGCCAGAUCCAAAGCCGUCCUGCUAUGCUAUGCUGACAGCGUUCCAACCAGGAACAUAGGCGCCGACUUCCCCUUUGCCGGGUGGUGCUUGACGUCCCCCCUCUGACCCUGACCCCGCCCCGUCCCUGCCUCUUCCUGCCCCUGCACCACCCUCGCCCCGCCCCAUUCCACCACUUCCCCAAAGUCCCCAGCCCCAUUCCACCCUCUUCCCCCAAGUCCCCAUCCCUGCCCCGCCUAGUCUCCACCUCCUCCCCUGAGCGUGCUGCAUCCCCAGUUCUUCCCCUCCCUCCCGGAAAGUCGAAAGCACCACCAAACAGCUGUUAGGCGUCAGGGAGGCAGGAAGCACUGGGAGGUAGGUGGAGGAGCGGCGAUGCAGCACGCUCAGGGGAGGAGGUGGGGAAGAGGCAGGCUGGGGGGAGCUUGGCUGCCAGUGGGUGCAGAUCACCUAUGACCAGAAACAUUGGGGAGUGUCGCUGGUACCUGCUUGGGCAAGCUUUGAUUAUACAUUACUGACUGGAAGAUCAAAAUGUAAGCUCACAGUAUUAUUCCAGGUAGGAUUUGUUUUACAAUGGUAGAGCUUUAAAUGGGUGCACGUUAGAUAAAUAAUUACUUAUA
Molecule: messenger RNA, 1661 nt
Organism: Malaclemys terrapin pileata
Lineage: Eukaryota; Metazoa; Chordata; Testudines; Emydidae
Product: ecto-ADP-ribosyltransferase 5-like
Exons: 5
Coding region: 87-917 (276 amino acids)
Molecular function (GO): NAD+-protein-arginine ADP-ribosyltransferase activity; NAD+ poly-ADP-ribosyltransferase activity
Source: RefSeq, a predicted model, not a curated record